UUAAAAAAAUGAAUUUGGUUGCAAGAUUAAUUCUAAACUACAGAUGUAAUCAUACGAAAGUAAUACUUUUAAGGUUAUUUAAGGGGACACAUUGCACAACAUGGACUUCAGAUAUAUUUCAAAGAAUUCCAAGAGAGUAUAAAUACUUUCUUCCAUGCUGUACAUAUCGAACCAUUGCAGAUAAUAAAAGUCAUCUGCAUAAUAUUCCAGAAAUAGAGGCAUAUGUAUCUGAACAUAAAAUUCUGCAUUCGCUAUUUGAAAAUUCUGUUCAUUAUAAAAAUAAUAUUAUACCGCCUAUUACAACAGUACAACAAGUUAGUUCUGAAGAAUUAAACCAUUUCUACAUUAUAGAUUGGGAAUCUCAGACUGCACAGGAUAUUCUCACUGCUAUUAAAAAAUUGACAUACUGUCAUAUACGUGGCUCAAGUUUUGAAAAAUCACUCUAUAAUGAUAUCUUGCAGGCCACUAUUCCAAAACUUCCUCAAUUCAAUGAUCAGAUGAUAAAAAUAUUCAUACAAUGUUUAAUUACAUUAUAUGAUAAAGUAGGUGAUGUAAAUGUGUAUAGAAAACUUUUAAAAGCAUUGAAUAAAGAAUGUGUAAAUCGAUUUUAUCCAUCAGAUGUUGAUGAAAUGUUAUUAUUAAGUGAUGCAUUUUAUCGGCUUAAUGACCAUGAUUCUGAGUAUAAAUGGCGUGCAAUGAGAAAAUUAUGUUUCAAAGUUCAUAAACUUUCUGGAAAAAAUUUAGUUCAGCUACUGUUUCUUUUAAAUUUGGUUAAAGGAGGUACUACAUCGUUCUUAAAUAUGUUUGAAAUUGAGUGCCAUCUAGAGGAAUGCAUGUAUGAGCUUAGUGGAAAUGAAAUAGGUAUAAUAGCAAGAGGCUUUUUCUUAAAUAAAAAAAAAGUUAGAAGUAAAACUUUGAUGCCAAAGAUAUUAAUCAAAGUUCAACAAUGUGCUGAUACUAUGGAUAGUACUACUUUGGCAUCAGUUAUGAAACUUUCAAGAUACAGUGACUGUAUACACUGUAUACCUGAAUUUCAAGAUAUGCUGAAAUCUGUACACAAAAAAGUACCAGAGUUAUCGUUAAAGUGCUUAACACAUAUAGUACAUACAUGUGCAAGCUUACGUGUAUACGACAAAGUUUUAAUAGACAGCAUUCUUGAAAGAACAGGAAAUGAACUGAAAUCCAUAAGACUGAAAGAUAUAGAAAGAAUUCUUUAUGCUAUAUGUACACUUACUCCUUCCACAAGUUAUUAUACAGAUAUAUGUCAUAAGUUUUUGAAUGAAAUAACAUCAACGUUUCAAACAGAUAGAGCAAUUGAAAUUGAGAAGUAUUCAGGAUCAUUGGCACGGAUUUUAAUAUUUUUAGCAGUUAAAGAUAUAUAUACACCAGAAUUAACGCAACAUGUAUUUGAUCCUGUAUUUGUACAAAAAAUAUAUAAAAACAACCUCAAGUUACUGUCAAAUGACUUGUUAUUUUUACAUUGCUGUAUUCAGAUAGAUAUGCCUCAUUAUGAAGGUCCACUUUUUGCAGAAAACAUAUAUGAAUAUUUAGUAAAGACAUAUAACUGUAACGAUGAUGUACACAGAAAAGACAACCGUAUAAAAUUACGGAACGAAGUUGUAUUUCUAUGCAAGAACAAAUUGGGAAUAAAUGUAUACAUUGAUUACAUUUUACCUCAUCACAGCCAUAGACAUAUUGUUCUGGGUCUAGAUGAAAAUAACAAAUGUAUUGAUGUUGAACCUAUCUUAUCAAAAAUGCCACUAGGCACUAUUAAAUAUGUAAACAGUGAUGAAUUGAAGAAAAUAAAAUGGAAAGUUUUAUAUAUAUAUCCCGCACUAGCAAAAAUACAUGGCUAUGAUGGUUACAAUGGAAAUCUAUGCAAAAGAGUUAGUCACAUUAGAACUGUUGGAUAUACACCACUUCCAGUAAUAUCUCAAAUUAUUGUCUAUAGUAUUAUAUUAUAA
Messenger RNA from Habropoda laboriosa, 1964 nucleotides. Its product is annotated as FAST kinase domain-containing protein 5, mitochondrial. The coding region runs from base 9 to 1964 and encodes 651 amino acids. The record is from RefSeq and is a predicted model, not a curated record. Lineage: Eukaryota; Metazoa; Arthropoda; Insecta; Hymenoptera; Apidae. The transcript has 6 exons.